AUGAGUAGCCUGCAGGCCCAGGAGCAGGUGGAUUGGGCGGUGAUUGGCUGCGCGGGCGCCACAGCGGUGCUGGCCCUGGCAGCCUGCGCCUACACCGUGCCCUGGCGGCGCCGCGCCGCCAAGGACCCGACACGCGGAUCUUUCUCGCUGCUGUGGCGCGGCCGCGUGGCCCUCAGCCUGCUGUCAGCCGCCUGGGCGGUGUCCCAGCUGCUGCGGGUGAGCAUCCUCUGGGGAGCCAACUCGGUUGUGCUGCCCCAGAGCAUCACCAGCUGGACAGGCGCGGGAUGGAUGAUCUACCUGACUGUGUCGCUGGGCCUGCUGCAGCCCCUCUGCGCCUUCACAGCCCUGCUCAUGCUCACGGCGGCGCUCAGCCGGCGCCACCGGCCCGAGGCCGCACGCCACCCCAACGCCCGCCUGCUGGGCCUGGCGGCGCUGUGCACGCUGCCGGUGGCGGCGGUACAGUCGGUGAUCGCUUGGCUGGGGGUGGCUGUGCAGUACCAGGGGAGGCCCAUCGAGGCCUCACCCCGCUCCGUGCUUGGAAUCUUUUUCGCCACCUACUGGGCAGGCAGCCCGCAGCAGUGCGGCACCUCCGACACUGACGUCGGCCUGCCCGCGGGCGCACCCGCCGGGGCCCAGCCUGUGAUGCUGGCCUCCACGGAAGCGCCGGGGAGCGGCGGCGCGGCGCCGGAGGAGCCGGAGGAGCUUGGCGGCGGCGGCUGCACGGCCUGCGUGUUCCCUGCGGCGGCAGUGAUCGCGCAGGGGCUCUUCACGCUGGCAUUCCUGGCCGCGCUGUGGGUCACGUCGGCCCGCCUGGUGGCAGCGGUGCUCAACACGCGCCUCAAGCGCCGCGUGCGCCUGUUCCAAGCCGCCUAUUCGCUGCUGGCUGUGGCAGGCGUGGCGGCCCUGGGCGUCAGCCUGGUGCGGGGCCCCUUCUCCUGGCUCAACAUCGGCUGCUGGGCGGGGUAUGUGGCGACAGUGGCGCUGACGGUAGCUCUAGUUCUGUGGGAGGUGGCGGUGUGGCCGGUGCGGGAGCUGCGGGCGGUGGACAAGCGCCUGGCGCUCUGGGCUGACGCCACCACCGCCGCUGCUCUGGCGGCCGCGGCGGACGAGGCGCUCGGCUCGCAGCUCGGCGGCGGCCCUGGCGGCCUCAUCAAGGCGCACAACCGCUCGUCUGACGCAGAAGCGUAUGUGGCGGCAGCGGCCACAGCGCGCACCCUGUCGGCAUCGCGGCAGGCAGAGACGGCGCCGACGGCGCCCCGGCUGGCCCCGACCCUGCCGCCGGUGCCGCCGCCGCUGUCCCCGCAGCGGCAGGCGACGCUGAAGCGCCAGCUGAGCCCCAAGCGGCCUCCUCCGCGGCAUCCCAGCCUGCUGUGGCAGCAGCAGCAGCAGCAGCAGCAGCAGCAGCAUGCGCCACCAGCAUCGCCAUACCGACCCCCGCCGAUGCUGCUCGCGUUCCCAACGCAGCUGGCGUCCCCAUCCCGGCAGGCCUCUGUCGGGCAGCAGCUCUAUCCCGCGUCGCCGGCGAUGGUACCACCAGGGCAGCAGCAGCUUUACCCCUGA
This is a messenger RNA of Chlorella variabilis, 1560 nucleotides long. RefSeq lists its product as hypothetical. The record is from RefSeq and is a predicted model, not a curated record. NCBI's taxonomy places the organism in Eukaryota, Viridiplantae, Chlorophyta, Trebouxiophyceae, Chlorellales, Chlorellaceae. Bases 1 to 1560 code for a protein of 519 amino acids. The transcript is spliced from 7 exons.